AUGAGUCUAGCCUCAGAGUAUAUUCCUCUAGCAUCCUCCCCAAAUGACUCGGAGCAGGACUUACGGCCUAUAGAGGAUAGCAGCACACGUAGGUCAUCCGGUCCGAACGACCGGCUGUUGUUCUGGGCAUGCGUCGGAGCUAUAUGCUCCUCCGCUUUAUCUUUCAUCGUCUUCUUGGGAGGGUGGCAAUUGUCCUCCACAAGCAUAUCGGGACAACCCUCAUAUCGGCAAGCAUUGCGACGGCCAAACCCCUACGUCAAUCUGGACAAGAUCCUCCAGAAUGGGAACUACACGUUUCCACCUAUCAUCAACUUCCCACCUCUUGCGCUUCAGAUCAGCACUUCCGACUACCAGCGCAAGAUGAGUGAGGAUCAUAGACAAUGGCGGUCUUCACAGGGGACUGUGUAUCCUGACGAUCGCCAUGUUAUUGUUUCUCCAGACACGUCAACCAUUAUUCAGUUCCGCAACCUAGACUAUGCUAUGGAGCGUUGUAUACUCACAGUUUCGCUUCCCCGGCACACACAACCGUUCGACCCCGAAACUGAAGUGAACGAUCCCAGCGUUGUCGACAUCUGGGCGCUCGACACCGCCACCGAGAUUUCCCCUCACAUUGCCGGGACUUGGGAGCGCGCACCCCAACGACGCGAGCUCCUCACCACUCUCACGUUCUCCAGAACUGGGCCGAGUAAUUCAUCUGAAUUUCGUUGCCCGUCGAAUGAGUUUACAACGCUUGAACUCGCAUGUACGUCUUCGAUGUCUUCCUGCAACGUGAAUUUCUGGCAGGAUCAGAAGGCUGUUCCCAGAGGCGGUGUGUAUCUGACCCAAUAUCAGUCGCCUGUUCACCCAUGA
This is a messenger RNA of Fibroporia radiculosa, 849 nucleotides long. RefSeq lists its product as uncharacterized. NCBI's taxonomy places the organism in Eukaryota, Fungi, Basidiomycota, Agaricomycetes, Polyporales, Fibroporiaceae. The transcript is spliced from 4 exons. The coding region runs from base 1 to 849 and encodes 282 amino acids. The record is from RefSeq and is a predicted model, not a curated record.